GUCCUCCCGUACGACUACUACGGGGCCUACGGGCACCAGGCGCACCAGGACCACGCCUACAACCGGCUGCUGGGGGCCGAGUACACCUUCGACUUCCCGCCCCACCAUGAGGUGAUCAGGCAGGAGUGCCUGGCCUGCAGAGGCGCGGCGGCCGUGUUCGACAUGUCCUACUUCGGCAAGUUCUACCUGGUGGGCGCGGACGCGAGGAAGGCUGCCGACUGGCUGUUCUCUGCCGACGUCAGCCGACCCCCAGGCUCCACCGUGUACACGUGCAUGCUGAACGCGCGGGGCGGCACCGAGAGCGACCUGACCGUCAGCCGCCUGGCCCCCGGCCCCGAGGCCUCGCCCCUCGCCCCCACCUUCGAAGGGGACGCCUUCUACCUGGCUGUGGGCGGGGCCGUGGCCCAGCACAACUGGUCCCACAUCACCUCGGUGCUGCAGGACCAGCGGUUCCGGUGCCAGCUCAUCGACAGCUCAGAGGACCUGGGCAUGAUCAGCAUCCAGGGCCCAGCCAGCCGGGCCAUCCUCCAGGAGGUGCUGGAUGCAGACCUGAGCAAUGAGGCCUUCCCCUUCUCCACCCACAAGCUGGUGCGAGCCGCCGGGCACCUGGUAGGUACCCGCUGUCCCCAGGUUGCGGGCAGCAGCCACCUGCUGGAAGGAAUACCCGGGGCUGGGACUUGGGAACCCCAGUGCCCUUGGACAGCGCCUUUCUGGGGAUGCCCCGUCGCUGUCACUAGCAGCUUGAAACCCGACUCCAGGCCAGCCAGUUGGGAAGUUUCUAUCACCAUCUUCACCACCAUCACAAUAAUCACCACCAUCGCCACUGCCACCACCAUCACCACCACCACCAUCGCCGCCGCCAUCACAAUCAUCACCGCCACCAUCACUACCACCACC
This is a messenger RNA of Myotis lucifugus (little brown bat), 897 nucleotides long. RefSeq names its product sarcosine dehydrogenase, mitochondrial-like. The annotation marks the transcript as partial. Lineage: Eukaryota; Metazoa; Chordata; Mammalia; Chiroptera; Vespertilionidae. Gene Ontology annotation, molecular function: protein binding. The transcript is spliced from 7 exons. The record is from RefSeq and is a predicted model, not a curated record. Gene Ontology annotation, cellular component: mitochondrion.